Lodderomyces theae is the source of this 1047-nucleotide messenger RNA. It is a transcript of the gene SUR2, whose product is annotated as sphingosine hydroxylase. The record is from RefSeq and is a predicted model, not a curated record. NCBI's taxonomy places the organism in Eukaryota, Fungi, Ascomycota, Pichiomycetes, Serinales, Debaryomycetaceae. Gene Ontology annotation, biological process: lipid biosynthetic process. Gene Ontology annotation, molecular function: iron ion binding; oxidoreductase activity. The transcript has a single exon. The coding region runs from base 1 to 1047 and encodes 348 amino acids.
AUGAAUGUAUUGAAAGUACCCCAAAACUUUUCUCUGAUGCUUUCAGAGUCAUCAUACUAUGGAACCAAUAAUUUCACAUUGAGUCGGAAGCCGGACUUGAUUCCUGGUAUCCCUGAUGGAAUCACUGCAUUGAUGGCUCCAAUAAUUGCCUACUGGUCUUAUUCCAUGUUUUUCCAUAUUAUUGAUGUGUAUGAAUUGGCUGAAAAGUAUAAAAUCCACCCCAGUGAAGAAGAAAUGAAAAGAAACAAGGUGACAAUGCAUGAAGUGAUCAAAGAUGUCAUUUUUCAGCACAUCAUCCAAACUGCAGUUGGGCUUGUUGUCUUUUACUUUGACCCCACUCCUAUGACCGGUUACGAAUAUUACACCAUGUGGCAAAUCAAACAUUAUUAUUUACCCCGUUUUGUGCCUGACCUGGUAGUUUACUAUGGGUACAUGUAUGGAUGGUCGCUUCUUAGGUUGUGUAUUGCCAUUACGAUCAUUGACACUUGGCAAUUUUGGCUUCAUCGUCUUAUGCAUGUGAACAAGACUUUGUACAGGCGAUUCCAUUCACGUCAUCAUAGAUUGUAUGUGCCAUAUGCAUUUGGUGCUUUGUACAAUGAUCCACUUGAAGGGUUCUUGUUGGAUACUUUGGGAACUGGAGUUGCAUCAAUCACUACAGGAUUGAGUCCAAGAGAAUGCAUUAUACUAUACACUUUUGCCACUUUGAAAACCGUUGAUGAUCAUUGCGGUUACAAGUUACCUUGGGACAUAUUCCAAAUUGUAUUUCCAAAUAAUUCAGUUUACCACGACAUUCAUCACCAAAUUUGGGGUAUCAAAAACAACUUUUCCCAACCAUUUUUCACCUUUUGGGAUUAUUUCAAUAAAACUCAAUACGAGUUUGUGGAAGAGUACAAGGAGUUGCAGAACCACAUAACAUUGGAAAAGUACAAAGAGUUUUUAGCUAGAAAGUCGAGAAAGGGCCCAAAGAGCAAACAAGAGAAGAAGAAUCUCGAAGAGGAGGUUGAGGUUGAGGUUGAGAAGGAGACAGAAACCAAAAAGACCAUUUAG